AUGAGACCAUCGUCUGGCUUCAUCGUCUGGUUCUCACGCUUCCAAAUCAACCUCUCUCCUUCAAGCACGAUUCACUCGGUUUUCCUUCCGAUUCUGCAGCGUUGUGGCAUCGAUUGCUUAAACAACGCCGUCGCUUCAAACUCAGCGGCUCCGUCCCGUAUUUGUCGUUUCUGUUUGCUCAUCUACAAUCAUCUUCACAUAUCAACAUGCGAGCUUGCUCAGCAGAUUGAGAAGGUUAUGCGGGAACUUGGAGACUAUCUAGGUGUUAAGGUGCAUGCUUGUGUGGGAGGUACAAGUGUUCGUGAAGAUCAACGCAUUAUGUCAAGUGGUGUCCAUGUUGUGGUUGGUACUCCCGGUCGUGUGUUUGAUAUGCUGCGCAGACAAUCUCUUCACCCGGAUUACAUCAAGAUGUUUGUGUUGGAUGAGGCUGAUGAAAUGCUCUCUCGUGGUUUCAAAGAUCAGAUCUAUGAUAUCUUUCAGCUGCUGCCCGGUAAGAUUCAAGUAGGAGUUUUCUCUACUACAAUGCCACUCGAGGCACUUGAAAUCACAAGGAAGUUUAUGAACAAACCUGUGAGGAUCCUUGUGAAGCGGGACGAGCUCACCUUGGAGGGUAUUAAGAAGUUUUAUGUCAAUGUUGAGAAAGAGGAAUUGAAGCUGGACACACUCUGUGAUCUUUACGAGACAUUAGCAAUCACUCAGAGUGUCAUUUUUGUUAACACUAUAAGGAAAGUUGAUUGGUUGACCGACAAGAUGCGAAGCCGAGACCAUACAGUCUCAGCUACUCACGGAGACAUGGAUCAGAACACCAGGGACAUUAUUAUGCGUGAAUUCUGUUCUGGAUCUUCUCGUGUUUUGAUAACUACUGAUCUUUUGGCACGUGGUAUUGAUGUCCAACAAGUGUCUCUGGUUAUCAAUUUUGAUCUUCCUACGCAGCCUGAGAACUAUCUCCAUCGUAUUGGUCGUAGUGGAAGGUUUGGUAGAAAAGGUGUUGCCAUUAACUUUGUCAAUAAGGAAGAUGAAUCAAUGCUACAGGAUAUCCAGAAGUUUUACAAUGUGUUAGUUGAGGAGCUGCCAUCAAAUGUCGCUGAGCUCCUCUGA
Messenger RNA from Vicia faba (fava bean), 1098 nucleotides. Lineage: Eukaryota; Viridiplantae; Streptophyta; Magnoliopsida; Fabales; Fabaceae. The record is from the annotation of a GenBank genome assembly.